CUGAUCAUAGAUCUAAAAAAUGUCUGACCACCUAAAGAAAUAUUUAACUACACAGCUUGAUCUACUGGAUGAGUCAAGUUUUCAUCUACAGAGUAGCAUCAGUGAUUUUGUACAGCAAAUUAAAACAAGAGUAAUAGAAUGUAUACACAACACUUCUGACACCAACAUGACAUUGAAAGAUGCAGUUGUGGUUGUAGCAACAGCACAGAGUACAAUACUAGAACAUACAGACAAGUUCACUGAAUCCACAAAGAUGACAGGAUAUAAGAUAACACCCAAAAGUAAAAGUUUAAAAUUAACAGAAGAAAACGUUUCAACAGACUCUACACCUGUUGCAAGUCAUGCGGAAACAAUAAGUAGACUUGAAGAUAUAGAAACAACAUUAACUUCUCUACAAGACACAAAACAAAAGACUGAAGAUGACAUAUCAGAAAUAAAGCAAUGGAGAGACAACUUUGUAACAAAACAGAGUGAUAUGGUGAUGAAAAUUAACAAUGUGUCUAAGAAACAAAAACAGAAUUUCAAAAACUUAAGAAAACAACAACAUGAACAAGAUAACAAAAUAGAAGAGAUGAACAAAGUAAUUAAAAAAUUAGAAGAAAAACAAUCAACAACAAUCAAAACACUAGAGGAACUAUCUCUAGAUUUGAAAGAACAUGAAAAAACGUUACACAAAAUAAACAAAGAGAUCCAGAAUCACACAGACAAAACAAAACAUUUAACCCAAGAAAUUAAAAGACAUUCUGAUUUGAUCUCUACAACACAAGAAAAAUUACUGUCUAAGCAUGGUGUGAUUUGUCAACUUCUACAACAAAGGUUGUUGCCCAUUUACAGAAUUCUUCAAGCAAGUAACAGGAACCUAGAGACUAACAAGGAAAAACUGAAGAAGAAUGAAUCUCUGGAAAAAGAUUUAUUAAAGUUGUCAAAUGAUUUUCAGACAAUAGCCAAUGAACAAGUGAAACAUUCUACACCGGGGUUUAUUGCUUCACAAGGUCGCUGGGACGGGAAAAGAUAUCAUGGAUACAAAGUUAUUACAUUCAGUGCUGUAGAACGUAACGUAGGUAACCAUUUUGAUCCAAACACUGGAAUUUUUACCGCCCCUGUUGAUGGCCUGUAUAAAGCAAGUCUUACAAUAAAACAAACAGGAGAUCGUGCUGUGGAAGCUUGGGUUUAUCACAAAUCUGGUCGUGCGCUGACUAGGCUCGGUAAUGUUAAUACUAAAGAAAAAUAUUUUGAAGCUUCAACAACUUUUGAGAUUUAUAUGAAAGCUGGAGAUGUAUUAUUUUCAUUCACUGGCUAUCGUAAUUGUAAAUGUACGCAUUUUUCUUGUGUUUAUCUUGACGUCUAA
This is a messenger RNA of Physella acuta, 1348 nucleotides long. RefSeq names its product putative leucine-rich repeat-containing protein DDB_G0290503. Gene Ontology annotation, molecular function: protein binding. Lineage: Eukaryota; Metazoa; Mollusca; Gastropoda; Physidae. The record is from RefSeq and is a predicted model, not a curated record.